Aspergillus ibericus CBS 121593 is the source of this 4743-nucleotide messenger RNA. RefSeq names its product ATP-binding cassette transporter. Lineage: Eukaryota; Fungi; Ascomycota; Eurotiomycetes; Eurotiales; Aspergillaceae. The transcript has 10 exons. Gene Ontology annotation, molecular function: ATP hydrolysis activity; ABC-type transporter activity; ATP binding. Bases 15 to 4475 code for a protein of 1486 amino acids. Gene Ontology annotation, cellular component: membrane. Gene Ontology annotation, biological process: transmembrane transport. The record is from RefSeq and is a predicted model, not a curated record.
GUCGGACCAACCCAAUGUUCGACGAAACAGAAGACGCCACUAUGUCUGGAUCUGUCAGCACGCACGGCAAACCCAGCAGCAUGAGGGAAGAAACAGAGUCGCUGGAGAUGUCACUUGAAGACCAGCGUAAGAUCAGGAACCUUGCAAGACGCCUCACCGCAGACUCAACCAGAGGUUGGCAUGAUGGGAUGCCACCAAACCCUUUCACCAACACGGACAAUCCGAGUCUAGAUCCCAGUUCCCCCGAGUUUAACGCUAGAAAUUGGGCGAAAGCGGUGCUUCGAUUGACCUCGCAAGAUCCUGAGAGGUUUCCACAGCGAACAGCAGGCGUCUCAUUCCGGAGUCUUAGCGUUCAUGGGUAUGGCCGAUCAACCGCCUAUCAGAAGGAUUUUUUGAAUACGGUCUUGCAGGUAACCGAUCUGGUGGGUGGCUUGGUCAACCGAAGCGAUCGGAAGUUGCAAAUAUUGCAAGACCACGACGGGGUUUUGCACAGUGGGGAAAUGCUUCUUGUACUGGGAAGGCCCGGCAGUGGAGUAUCGACGCUACUCAAGACAAUCGCUGGCCAAACCAAAGGGCUGUCCUUGGACGAAUCCACAGAAUUUAAUUACCAAGGCAUCUCUUGGGACAUAAUGCACCGGAAGUUUCGCGGCGAUGUAACCUACCAAGCAGAAACGGACGUCCACUUCCCUCAUUUGACCGUUGGGCAGACUCUUCAAUAUGCGGCUCUAGCAAAAACACCCCGCAACCGACUGCCCGGAGUCUCCCGUGAGACCUACGCAGCUCAUCUGCGUGACGUGGUCAUGGCCGUGUUUGGAAUUUCCCACACCGUCAAUACAAAAGUGGGAGAUGACUACAUUCGCGGUGUGAGCGGCGGGGAGAGAAAGCGAGUUAGCAUUGCUGAGUUAGCUCUCACCCAAAGCUGUAUACAGUGCUGGGAUAACAGCACCCGUGGCUUGGACAGCGCGACAGCAUUGGAAUUUGUGCGAACAGUGAGACUUUCCGUCAAGAUGGCUGGAACGGCCGCAGUUGUGGCUCUAUACCAGGCAUCACAACAGGCAUAUGAUGAAUUUGACAAAGUGGCGUUGCUAUACGAGGGUCGGCAAAUCUACUUCGGCCCUGUUGAUCAAGCGAAAUCAUAUUUCACUGAGAUGGGCUACCAUUGCCCCGACCGACAGACUACAGCAGACUUUCUCACAUCCCUCACCAACCCCGUCGAGAGAGUGGUCCGCCCAGGUUUCGAAGCUCGUGUGCCUAGGAGCCCUGAUGAGUUUGCAAAGUGCUGGAAGGAGAGUCAACUGAGAAGUGCUCUUUUGAAAGAAAUCUCCGUCUUUGAAAAGGACCAUCCCAUCGGAGGACCCACAUUGGAGAAGUUCGAGCUCUCCAGGAAUGCGGAGCGAUCUCCGUUAAUGACCACCAAUUCACCUUACACGAUCUCUGUCCUGCAACAGAUUGCCUUGUGUAUCCGACGAGGCUAUCGCAGAAUCCUCGGCGAUCCAUCCUUCUUUCUCGUGACAGUGCUGGGCAAUUUCUUCCUUUCACUCAUCCUUGGCAGCGUUUUCUACCACCUCUCGGACUCGAGUGCAAGCUUUACCGAUCGAUGUAUUCUCCUUUUUUUUGCCUUGCUCUUCAAUGCACUCAACAGUACCCUCGAGAUCUUAGCGUUGUAUGCCCAACGGCCCAUUGUCGAAAAACAUGCAUCGUACGCCUUCUACCAUCCAAUGUCGGAAGCAGUGGCGUCUAUGAUAUGUGACCUUCCAUGCAAGGUUCUCUCGACACUGUCCUUCAAUCUGCCGUUGUACUACAUGUCUAAUUUGCGGCGCGAUUCUGGCCAUGUGGUAAUUUACCUGCUGUUUGCAUUCAUGUCGACCUUGACUAUGUCGAUGAUUUUUCGCACCAUUGCGCAAAUGACACGUACAAUCGCUCAGGCCCUCACCCCUAUCGCCCUGGGUGUUAUUGGCUUGAUAGUGUAUACUGGAUUUGUGCUGCCUACUCGCAAUAUGCAGGUGUGGUUGCGCUGGCUCAACUACAUCAAUCCGAUUGCCUACUCGUACGAAACGCUUGUCGCGAACGAGUUUCAUCACCGCGAAUUCGAAUGCGCUAGCUUCGUUCCAUCCGGCCCGGGUUAUGAGAAUAUCUCCAGUACAGAGAGAACUUGCGCUGUGGCUGGGGCAUCUGCGGGCUCAAGCGUGGUCAGCGGAGACGCGUACGUUGAGGAAACCUAUGGGUAUUAUUACUCCCAUACCGGGAGGAACUUUGGCAUUAUUAUAGCCUUUGUCAUCUUUUUCAUGACAACGUACCUUUUUAUCGCCGAGUUUGUCGUGUUCAACUACUCCAAGGGAGAGGUACUGAUAUUCCAGCGCAAGCACAGAGGGGCUCUCAACAGCAGAAACUCUACGGCCGAUGAGGAGUGCGGUGCUGAGAAGAUGACCACGAGCGCAGAUCAUCAAUCGAUGGAUAAUCAUGCAGGAACAUCCGAGGAAAAGACCAUCAACUUUCAGUUCGAGUCGAACACUUUGCACUGGAGAGAUGUGUGUUACGAUGUGCCCAUCAAGGGCCAAAUGCGACGUAUCACCGAUCAUAUCGAUGGAUGGGUAGCCCCUGGCACUCUUACCGCAUUGAUGGGAGCUUCAGGCGCUGGAAAAACCACCCUGUUGGACCUUUUAGCGAGUAGGGUCAAGACCGGUGUCAUCUCGGGUAACGUCUGUGUUAAUGGAAGUCCACGAGACCCUUCUUUCCAACGGAGGGUGGGAUACGUUCAACAGCAAGACGUCCAUUUGGAGACAAGCACCAUCCGAGAAGCUCUUCAGUUCAGCGCUCUCCUUAGACAGCCGGCCUCUGUAAGCACAGCCGAAAAGUUACAAUACGUCGAGGAGGUCAUUGAUCUGUUGGAAAUGCGACCGUAUGCUGAUGCUGUUGUUGGCAUUCCCGGAGAAGGUCUCAACGUGGAACAACGAAAGCGGUUGACGAUCGGUGUUGAACUUGCUGCAAAGCCAGACCUGCUACUAUUCCUCGAUGAGCCAACGUCGGGCUUGGAUAGUCAGACGGCGUGGUCUAUCUCUUUGCUCCUACGCAAGCUGACCGACCAUGGCCAGGCCAUUCUGUGCACAAUCCACCAGCCUUCGGCAAUUCUCUUUCAACAGUUUGAUCGGUUGCUCCUCCUGGCUAAAGGCGGCCGUACAGUCUAUUUUGGGCCGAUUGGGAAAAAUUCAGAGUCCUUGACUGGGUACUUUGAACGACACGGUGCUAGGCCUUGUGGGCAAGAUGAGAACCCUGCUGAAUGGAUGUUGGAGGUCAUCGGUGCUGCUCCAGGGAGUGUACCGGUAUGCGACUGGCCAGUGACGUGGAAAGAGAGUCCGGAAUACACCGAGACCCGAAAGGAGCUCGAGCGGCUUGAGAAGCCUAACUCUUCAGGACCGGACACGGUAAUUGGCUCAGCUCAGCAAUAUGCGGCACCAUUUCAUAUCCAACUGUGGUUAUGCACGAAGCGCGUCUUUGAACAAUACUGGCGCUCUCCAUCAUAUAUCUAUGCGAAGCUAAUACUGUGCUUCGGAGCAGCCUUAUUCAUUGGUCUUUCGUUUUUGAAUACCAAGGUUACCGUCCUCGGUCUCCAGCACCAAACCUUUGCCAUAUUCAUGCUGCUUGUCAUUUUUGCAUUUCUUGCCUAUCAAACCAUGCCCAAUUUCAUCAAACAACGUGACCUAUACGAGGUUCGCGAGCGGCCCGCCAAGACAUAUGCCUGGUCGGCUUUCAUGUUGGCCAACAUCAUCGUCGACGUUCCCUGGAACUCUUUUGCGGCGGUAUUGAUCUACCUCCCGUUCUACUAUAUCAUCGGGAUGUACCGGAAUGCCGAGGAGACCCAUGCGUUGACUGAGAGGAGCGGUCUCAUGUUUCUGCUUAUCUGGUCUUUUAUGAUGCAUUGUGGCACGUUCACAAUCAUGGUCGUUGCGAGUGUGGCCACAGCUGAAGUUGGGGCCACCCUAGCACUCUUACUUUUCUCCAUGUGUCUCAUUUUUUGCGGUGUCAUGGCAAGUCCGGCAAGCCUCCCCCGAUUUUGGAUCUUCAUGUAUCGGGUGUCCCCGAUGACCUACCUUGUCAGCGGGAUGCUUUCGACGGGGCUAGCGAAUGCCGAGGUUCAGUGCUCGAGUUUGGAGCUUAUUGUCAUACAGCCUCCAAGCAACGAGACCUGCGCCAGCUAUCUGGCCACAUACAUGCAAUCCGCCGGAGGUGCAGUUUACAACCCGCAGGCCACUGCCAACUGUGAAUACUGCGAGAUGACCAACUCGAACGUGUAUCUCGAACAGCUCUCUGCCUCUUAUAGCGAUCGGUGGCGCAACUUUGGUCUUAUGUGGGCAUACAUUGCAUUCAAUGUGUUUGCUGCAUUAUUUCUGUACUGGUCUGUGCGAGUGCGAAGCGGCUCCGGCGCGUCCAUUUUCAGCCGGUUGUCCAAGUUGAUGGCAGGCUCGACAAGACAGUGAAAGCUGUCGAUUGGUGAUGAUUGUUGGCUGCGACAGAAAUUCUUCCAGUCACUUACUAAUGGCCCAGAUGCCAUGCUUGGCCAUGAUUGGCCCACAACUUCCCUUUCUGGUUGUAUUUUGAUAUAGAUUGUUUGCUCUUGUUUCACCGUGUCUUUUGCUCCCUGACCGUACCCCGCGUUCUUUUUCGUUUUGCGUUCCUACCCUUCUUUUCCGGAUUCCCCUUGUGGGUCUCAUUUCGAUCUGCCAUAGAUAUAGACAUAGAAGGCAC